Molecule: messenger RNA, 934 nt
Organism: Dentiscutata heterogama
Lineage: Eukaryota; Fungi; Glomeromycota; Glomeromycetes; Diversisporales; Gigasporaceae
Source: the annotation of a GenBank genome assembly
UAUACAUCAAUAUAUACAAUUAUUGUUAGAAGGACAAGUUAAAAUGGAUACUGCUAACCAAAUUGCACAUUUCAUAUGGAAUAAAGAGAGUAAACAUACCAAACUUGAAAGCUUGAUUGAUGAUGAGGAUUUUAGUGAAAAUUGUAAAGAGUGGUUAAGGCAACAAAAACUGGAAGUACAUAUGCCUAGUAAUUUGAAAGCAUAUAUUGAGGAUACACUAUUUUCAAAAUUGAUUGGCCAUAUCAAAAAAGACACUAUAUCAGAGAGGAUGUGGGAGAAAGAAUACGUUCAAAUAACACAUGAUGAGUGUUAUUUCUAUGCUAAUGAUAGGCGGCGACGAAUUUGGAUUCAGAAAGACAAAAAUAUUUUGCGCCCAAAACAUCUGGAAUGUUCUAUAAUGGUGGAUGGAUAUUGGAAGGCGGAGCAUAUGCUUGACCAGCUUGAUUUUACAGGUACGAAUAUUAAUGAUUUAUUAAUAGAUCCACAAGAAGGUGCGACACUAGGGACUGUAUACUUUGCUUUUUCAGUUACUUUCUUAUUAUGGUGGUUUCAUGAAGGUUGGGAAAAAGGAUUUCCUAGGGGUCACGAAUAUAUUGCGGUUGCUGGAAUCAUUGCGAUGACAUUUGGUGACGCGAUGGCCAGUGUUAUUGGAAAGACGUAUGGAAGAAAUGGUUAUCAAUUGAUUGGAGCUGAAGGAAGUCGACGUACUUAUGAAGGAUCACUGGCAUUUUUUAUUGUGACUUUAGUAAUGGUUCCAUUCUUUUGGUGGUUAAUGUCUCCACCGGAAUUAACUACUACUGAAUAUUUUACAGGAGCACUUAUUUCUGCAUCUGUUGGUACUGCUUUAGAAUCUUUGAGUCCAUGGGGAACAGAUAACCUUUCAGUUCCAUUGGGGACAAUUAACAAAGUGGAUAAAGUAGCUAAUCCUGAAUGA